CAGCACGCGCUUCUCUUUGUAGCCAGCCGUUAGCCGUAGCAGCAAGUUAGCCUUAUAUUUGCAAUAAACGGGAUGGAGAGCGGUGAGGGAAUGGAGGUUGAUACCUGGGACCCCAGUCUGGAGGACGAGUUGGGAGUUUCACUUGAUGAGCUAAAGAAAUGGAUUGAAGAGGCUGUGGAGCAGAGUGAAGUUGUGCAGAAGAAAAAAGCGCAGCUGAAAGAGCUUGAAGAAUGGGUGGAGCAGAAAGAGAAAGAGGAGGCCGAGACAGAGAAACUUCUCAACGAUGCAUACCAGUCUGUAACGGAGUGUGAGAAACUUGUGAAGGCUGUGUAUGAAAGUAACGGUCUGGUCUAUCGGGAGAGCAGCUCAGAGGAUGAGGGAGGCGGAGGAAGAAGGCUGCCCUCUGAAGUCAUCGAGAUAGAUGAUGAUGAAGAUGAUGACGUCAUCGCCGUAGGAUGCUUGGUUCCCCCGUCGAAGCCACUAAUGCCAGCUAAAGACCCAGUGUUAAAAGACGCCUCCACAGCCCUGCAGAAAGCCACCCAGCAGGUCCAGAAGGUGGUCCAAAUAGUCACCAAGCCUUCCACUGGUUCUGCUUUGAUACGAACAGCGGUGCAGUCUGCAGCUCAGCCAGGCAUUCAGACCUCCACACCAGCAAUAUUUGUAUCACACGCCCCAUCUCAGACAAUGACGAAGCCGAAUCCUAACAUAAAAGAGGACGAGCUCAAAGUCGGGAUGAGCAUCCUGGGAAAGAAACGCACUAAGACAUGGCACAAAGGCACCCUGGUUGCAAUUAACCCUGUUGGAAAUGGUAUAUUUAAGUAUAAGGUAAGGUUUGAUAAAGGCAAGAGUCUGCUGUCUGGAAAUCAUGUGGCUUUUGAGUACAACCCCACGCUGGAGAGCCUGUAUGUUGGCGCUCGUGUGGUUGCCAAAUACAAAGAUGGCAACUUGGUUUGGCUGUAUGCUGGAAUCGUAGCAGAGAUGCCUAACAACAAGAACCGCAUGAGGUUUCUGAUCUUCUUUGACGAUGGCUAUGCUUCAUAUGUGAUCCUUCCUGAACUGUACCCAGUUUGCAGACCUUUGAAACGUACUUGGGAAGACAUCGAGGAUGCGUCUUGCCGCGACUUCAUCGAGGAGUACAUCUCUGCCUAUCCCAGUAGGCCGAUGGUGCUCCUAAAGGUCGGUCAAAUCAUCAAGACUGAGUGGGAGGGGACGUGGUGGAAGAGCAAAGUGGAAGAGGUGGACAGCAGCUUAGUCAAGAUUCUCUUUUUGGAUGAUAAGAGGAGUGAAUGGAUUUAUAGAGGAUCCACCAGGCUGGAGCCCAUGUUCAACCUGAAACUGGCUUCAGCAAACACCCAUGAGAAGAAGCUGGCUGGCCACCAGAGGACAAGACCCAACAUGGGAGCAUUAAGGAGUAAAGGCCCAGUAGUCCAAUAUACUGGUGUGGAAAGUGUCGGAGGUUCUCCUACCAAACCUCAACAAUCAGCACCCAGCCAGCCUCAAGCUACAACACUAAUUCAACAGCUACAGCAGCGACCACAGCCCCAGCCCAUCCAGCAAGUCCAGCAGUCACCGCAGACCCAACAAACCCCUCAGACCCCACAGCCCUCACAAUCUGGCCAGCUUCCACGUGUUGAAAAUAAACAUCAGAUGGCAAAGAAGAGCACCUCUCCUUUCGUCCCUGGUGUGGGAGGGACACAUGCCUCCAAGAUGUUGCAGGCAGCAUCCUCCAAUACCAGCAGCCUCUCGACUAUAAAAGUAGUGAGUACCUCCAAUGCUCCCACAUCCUCCUUCACGUCUUCAUAUCAGCGGCCGACAUCCACCCUGGUUUCUCCUCCUCCUGUUGUUACUCAUGCUAUGGCCACCAUCCCUCAGCAGCCUUCCUACAGAGCCCCCACAGACCGAAUAUUCUACCUGGCACACACCUGUCAGCCUGCCUGUCUGAACCGUGUUCGACCAGCAAAAUCAGACCUGCACAGAGGAAAGAACCCCCUCCUCACUCCGCUGUUGUACGAUUUCAGACGAAUGACGGGGCGACGCAAAGUCAAUCGAAAGAUGUCCUUCCAUGUUAUCUACAAGGCUCCAUGUGGACUCUGCCUGCGUAGCAUGGGGGAGAUCCAGAACUACCUCUUCCAGACCCAAUGUGACUUUAUAUUCUUAGAAAUGUUCUGUCUCGACGCGUAUGUGCUGGUGGACCGGCCAUUCCAGCCACAAAGGCCCUUCUAUUACAUUCCAGACAUCACUAGUGGGAAGGAGGACAUCCCUCUGUCCUGUGUUAAUGAGAUUGAUACGACUCCACCUCCUAAUGUAAAAUACAGUAAGGAGCGCAUUCCUGAAGACGGAGUAUUUAUUAACACCAGUUCAGACUUCCUGGUUGGCUGUGAAUGUACAGACGGCUGUCGAGACAAAUCCAAAUGUUCCUGCCAUCAGCUGACCCUCCAGGCGUCAGGGUGUACGCCCGGGGGACAGAUCAACCACAGCGCAGGAUAUUCAUACAAGCGAUUAGAAGAGUGCCUGCCUACAGGGAUCUACGAAUGCAACAAAAGGUGCAAAUGUUGUGCUCAGAUGUGCACGAACCGGCUGGUGCAGCAUGGCCUGCAGGUUCGUCUGCAGCUCUUUAAGACCCAAAACAAAGGCUGGGGCAUCCGUUGCCUGGACGAUAUAGCUAAGGGCUCAUUUGUCUGCAUUUAUGCUGGUAAAAUCCUGACGGAUGACUUUGCUGACAAAGAAGGUCUGGAGAUGGGUGACGAGUAUUUUGCUAACCUUGACCACAUUGAGAGUGUGGAGAACUUCAAGGAAGGCUACGAGAGCGAGGCGCACUGUUCAGACAGCGAAGGAAGUGGCGUGGAUGUGUCUAGGAUGAAAAUCCAGCCAUCUGCUUUAGUCUCUAGCAGUGCCAGGAAAAAAGCCCAAAGCUCCAGCUCAUCAGAUGAUAGCAACAACGAAGAGGAAAAAGAUUCAAAGAGUGAAGACGAAAGCGACAGUUCAGAUGACACAUUUGUGAAGGAAAACUUCUACACCCCUGGUUCUGUGUGGAGGAGUUACACCACACGUGGACAGGCCAAAGGAAACAAAGAAGGAAGUCAGGACAGCAAAGAUGGGUUGAGUGUCUCAGCCAAAGGACAAGAAGAUGACAAACCGCCCUCUAUGCCUGAGGAGACGGGGAAAAGCAAAGUGGCGUCCUGGCUGACCGGCCAAGGACUGAAGAAGGAAACUGGAGACAACAAGAGUCAAAUAAAGACUGACCUUGCAAAAAAACAGGACGUCAUGACUCUCUCUGACAGCGAUGAUGUUCAAACGAUUAGCUCUGGAUCUGAAGACCGGGAAAAAGAGAGAGAAAAAGUCCCCCCAGCUUCUGUAUCCGGUGUGACUAAGAAGCAGGUGGCGGUGAAAUCCACCCGAGGCAUCGCCCUGAAGAACACCCACAGCAUGAUGGUGAAGACGGCUCCGUCUGCAGGAGGGGUCGGACCCAGCGGUCAGGGAAGCAAGCCGGGGCAGCAGGGGCAGUCUGGAGGAGGGACAGAAAACGCUCCUAAAAACACCCGCCUGUUCUUCGACGGAGAAGAGUCCUGCUACAUCAUCGAUGCCAAGUUGGAAGGAAAUCUUGGACGUUACCUCAAUCAUAGCUGCAGUCCUAACCUCUUUGUCCAGAAUGUCUUCGUUGACACACACGACUUGAGAUUCCCCUGGGUGGCUUUCUUUGCCAGCAAGCGGAUACGGGCCGGCACAGAACUGACCUGGGAUUAUAACUACGAGGUUGGGAGCGUGGAAGGCAAAGAGCUGCUGUGCUGCUGCGGAUCCACAGAGUGCCGAGGACGGCUGCUGUGAUCAACCCGGACCUCUGUUCCCCCCAGCAAGCCCCUUCACACUGUACCCAUUUCUGUUAUUGUAUUUCUAAGUUCAUUUUUAUGACAUCUCAUUCUUUUUGUUUGUUGUUUUUAUUUUUUUCAGCGUGUUUCUCAAAGUUUCUGAAGUUGUUUCAUGCAAAGUUUUCUGUACCUCUGAAUAAAAGUUUCUUCAGUGA
Cyprinodon variegatus (sheepshead minnow) is the source of this 4021-nucleotide messenger RNA. RefSeq names its product SET domain, bifurcated 1 (gene setdb1b). The transcript has 25 exons. The record is from RefSeq and is a predicted model, not a curated record. Gene Ontology annotation, cellular component: nucleus. Gene Ontology annotation, biological process: heterochromatin organization; negative regulation of gene expression. NCBI's taxonomy places the organism in Eukaryota, Metazoa, Chordata, Actinopteri, Cyprinodontiformes, Cyprinodontidae. Gene Ontology annotation, molecular function: histone H3K9 methyltransferase activity; protein binding; zinc ion binding. The coding region runs from base 73 to 3825 and encodes 1250 amino acids.